GGUGGGGGCCCACAAUGGCUAUCUGUACAUCAGAUUUCAUCGAAUCUUUUCAUAUAUGAUUUCUUCUAUGCACAGAAACUUGCAACCUGUGCGAAGAACUAUUUGAAAAAGUAUACGAAUGUCCAUGGUGUCUCGACUUCCUUUAGAAAUCUCACUUGCCUCGAAUUCCAUCGUGUGGUACGGUGAUGAUAUCCAGUGCAUGGCGUUGAUGCAAUAGUUGAUGCUAUGGCGGCUUCCAAUAGAUCAUCCUUAUAUUAUGGUGAUAUGAGCAACGAGUUCUAUUAUCCGUGUUUUGACGAUUAUCAAAAUGAUCUCAAUGAAUCUCUGGACUUUAAUCAUGUCCCAUCUGCGGAGUUCUACCUUGGCCCUGAAAUGUUCUUGAUUCCUCAGAUGCCUGAUCAAGAACCCCAUAUAUCUCAACAUGGACUUACUGGUAUCACACCAAUUUACGAAUCAUUUCAACGUUUGCCACCUGCUUCUGGACCCACUAGUACUAAAGCCGACAACCAAGAGCAAUUUCUGUCCAGGUCACUUGGCGAAAUUUACGGGCAAAUACCCACAGAGUGUCGUGAAAACUCAGAAGAUUUGCCAAAUUCAUACCCAGUUGAAGAGACGCAUCAUGAAAAUGAUAGCAAUGAAAAUGUACAGUGUUCCCGCAAGAAACGGAGACCUUCUCAAGACAAAAAGAAACGAACACCAAAUAUACCACAAUCAAAUGUAUUCAGACUAGAUUUAAGGAUACCAUCAAUUUCUUCGGCAGGACCGCAACCCAUAGCGUCACAAGAAUCUUUGAGCUCAGUUUUCGAGGUCAACAUGAAUCAGCCACCAAAGCGCAAAGCUCGGAGUGCCUUUACACCACAAGGAAAGAAAAAGGUGGAAGCGGUUAGGAGUGUUGGUGCUUGUAUUCAAUGCAAAUUCAGAAAACGAACUUGCGGGACAAACAAGCCUUGUGUUUUGUGCAUUCGACGUGCUGGUAGCGUGGAGUCUGCGGCAUCUUUAUGUACUAGAGAAUCGCCAUUUGUGGAACUGUCAAUAAGUGAAUUCUACUCUAGAAAACUACUCCCACUCAUAACCGAUUUCGAUGUUGAGUUCCCAGACGUGAAAAGUCAACAUAAAGCCAUCAAGAUUGACGGAAAAGGCCCUGUCUCUUUCCCUUUGUAUCUCGAAGUUAUAGAGAUACAAUCGUCGUUCUUGGCUGAUAACUUAUUAAAGGAAGUCGGUCGAAUAACUAGACUUGGCUCCGGGGUUUCAUACCCGCAUAGUCCCAGUCCAGACCAGUUAAAAAUCAUCACUGUUCUUGAUUCAAAACUCUUCUCAUCUAAAAAGCUUGAAGAAUGGGUCAUGAGGUACACCGAAGGGAAUAAAAUCGAUAAUGUUAAUUCCACCUCUUUUCUGUUCGGGGUAGUAUAUGCCAAGGAGAAGCUGCCUCAUGCAGAUCUAGUAGAGAAUACAACAAAGAUUAUAGCAUUUAGCUAUAUGCUCUGCAAAGGAUUGAGGAUCACAACGCCUAUGGGCCAACAAGAUAUAGCUGCCCGAUACCCCGUACUACGCGCACAGCUCGAGACAAAACUGUUCAAUCUUCUUCGCCAAACUGAGAAGCUUGUUUACGAUGAGCUUCAACGUCUAGUCUUCAAAUCUUCUGGACAGUUGCCGAAGGAUGCGGUUGUUCCAGUGGCACUAGUACUUUGGUUACUUACCCGAUUGCAAAGUUUGAAAGCGAGCCAUAUCAUCAGUUUGAGUGAAGGGAACAGUUCUCAAUCCUCGGGAACGUCAUUAGCGGUUGCAUCCCAUCAAAAGCAUGUUCUUAACCUCCUCAUAAGCGUUUUUACCGCCCUGUUUAGAUCAUCUUUCCCAUUACUUAUCAACUUCGAAGACAAAUGCAACAGAGAUCUACUGGGGGGAAACGAGGAUUUGAUACAGCUAUCCAAGAAACUGAGGAGAGAUCUGAUAGCGUUCAAAAGAAGCGACUAUCUCAAAGCUUGGACGUGGAACCAAGGGUUCUUGAAAGAGCAAGUGGGUAGAUUGAAAGACAUAUUGACUGAGUAGAUCUCGAGUGACUCGGAGAAUAGAUCUGGAAAGGACUUGUAACGAAUUGUAAGAUAUUUGGAGGAUGGAUAAUAUUUGGGGGCGAUUCCUUUUCGAUUUGCUGGAUAAGGUCUAUACAAGGCAAUGAAUGACUGACGUGAAAAGGGAUAAGAGGAUGACGUUGAGAAUUUAAAAAUAUUAGGGGUAUAUGGCGCAGUCUAGAAUUACGUGAGACACUUGGGAUGACUUAGUACAAUCAGAUUUGCUUUUCAGGCAACACCAUUCAAGGAUUGAUGGUUGAUGCAGCCACAUUCUAAGUCAAGAAUCAUCUA
Messenger RNA from Botrytis cinerea B05.10, 2357 nucleotides. RefSeq lists its product as hypothetical. The transcript is spliced from 6 exons. The coding region runs from base 226 to 2046 and encodes 606 amino acids. NCBI's taxonomy places the organism in Eukaryota, Fungi, Ascomycota, Leotiomycetes, Helotiales, Sclerotiniaceae. The record is from RefSeq and is a predicted model, not a curated record. Gene Ontology annotation, biological process: regulation of DNA-templated transcription. Gene Ontology annotation, molecular function: zinc ion binding; DNA-binding transcription factor activity, RNA polymerase II-specific.